CUCCAGCCCCGCGUCAGGGCUCAGCUCAGCGGGACGUUGCUCGGUGAUCAACCGGCUGUUCCUCCGGUUCAGUCAUGUGGCAGAGGAUUCAGAUUUGCUGCGCACUGUUUGCACUGUAUUCAGCGGCACCGCCUGCACACAUCAACCGCCUGGCGUUGUUCCCUGACAAGAGCGCCUGGUGCGAAGCCAAGAACAUCACACAGAUAGUCGGGCACACGGGAUGUCAGCCUCGCUCUAUUCAAAACAGAGCUUGUCUGGGCCAGUGCUUCAGUUACAGUGUUCCCAACACGUUCCCUCAGUCGACCGAGUCUCUGGUGCACUGUGACUCCUGCAUGCCUGCUCAGACACAGUGGGAAGUGGUGACUCUGGAGUGCCCUGACAGUGAGGACUCCCCUCAUGUUGACAAGCUGGUGGAGAGGAUCUUCCACUGCAGCUGCCAGUCCUGCAGUAAGGAGGGCGCCCAGGAGGGAGCAGUGAUGCAGCUGUACCCAGCAGACAACGGCCUGGACGCUCCAACUUUACCCGACACCCUCAGCGGGGCUCAUCCUCACCCUCACCCACUGCCCCACUCAGACACACACUCUCAUAAGCAUGCUCACCCACACACAGACCAUCACUCACUACCACACUCCUCAGACGGAGGGUAGGUCUGUCGUCUGUCUCACUUCCUCUCUUCCGCCUUCUCUCCUCCACACUGCAUCCUUUGUACCAGUUUGUAGUAUUGUAAAGGCACCUUCAAAAUAAGACUUCCCUUUGUGUUAAAGAAAUGACACACACACGCUCACACAGUCAACUUAUCUGAUUACACACUCUUGUAUAUAAACUCAUGCAAACACACCAGCUUACGCAAUUUUUUUUGUUUGCUGAUU
Molecule: messenger RNA, 869 nt
Organism: Limanda limanda (common dab)
Lineage: Eukaryota; Metazoa; Chordata; Actinopteri; Pleuronectiformes; Pleuronectidae
Gene: nbl1
Product: NBL1, DAN family BMP antagonist
Exons: 4
Coding region: 75-647 (190 amino acids)
Biological process (GO): animal organ morphogenesis
Molecular function (GO): receptor ligand activity; BMP binding
Source: RefSeq, a predicted model, not a curated record